Molecule: messenger RNA, 2697 nt
Organism: Mycotypha africana
Lineage: Eukaryota; Fungi; Mucoromycota; Mucoromycetes; Mucorales; Mycotyphaceae
Product: telomere length regulation protein-domain-containing protein
Exons: 13
Coding region: 1-2697 (898 amino acids)
Biological process (GO): protein stabilization; telomere maintenance via telomerase
Cellular component (GO): cytosol
Molecular function (GO): Hsp90 protein binding; telomeric repeat DNA binding
Source: RefSeq, a predicted model, not a curated record
AUGUCAGUAGCUAUUAAAGCCUAUGUUGAUCAACUCAUAGCGCUAGACGAAGCAGCUUUAGCUGCCGAAGCCACUUUAGAAAAUAUGGUUGAAUGCAUUUCGCAGCCGCUCCAAUGGCUUCAAAGUGAUGAACAGUUACUGAAUCAUGAGCAGCAAGUAGCGUUGAUGCGACACGAAAGCUGGAAAAAGCAUGUUUGGCAUAUUUAUCGAGAUAUAUUGCCGCGUUGGACGUUUGCAUUUCAGAACCAUUCUCAAAAUAGAACGUUGUUAAAGACAGCUACGUUGUCGAACCCAGCUGCUAGCGAGGAAGUGAGGUACCACAUGGCUGCCAAGAGUUUACCGAUCUUGAUAGAGUGUAUCACUGAUGAGCAGCAACGCCACAACGCGGCUUUGGACUUGCUUGAUAUAUAUGCUUUGUCUUUGAAAAAGCUGUCUCUAUCAGCGGAUAUUCUUUUCUUGUAUGCUAAAUUUACGCCAGACAGGGAUUGCCGAUUUUUGGUGUCGUUGUUAUGUUCGAUACCAAGCCAUUUAGCCAAUACGUUUGGUGUUCAUUCGCAGGACAUGUCCUUUUAUACAGAACAGGAAUGGUUUUUUGAUAGAAAGUUUUACGCAAGACUGAGCCGUCAUUUAGCCGAGUGUUUGAGAGAGCAUACGGUUCGGUUUACAGUAGAGUUGGCAACAAAAAUCAUUCGACAGGGUUAUGAAGAUCUCUUUAUGGAAUCUAUCUACCCUAUUGCAUGCACACAUCAUACUGAUUUAUGGCCACAUGUGUUUGAGCAAGUGGAAGCCAUGACUUCAACAGAGCAAAUUGUCAAGCCGAUUUUAUCCUAUGUUAGGAACACAAUUGUGCCCAACACCACGAUCAAAACAGCAUCGGUACAAUUAGCACACAUUCUUUUAAAAGAUACCACCACUGCCAAGACCGCAAGCUCAUCGACAGACAAACUACGUGUUUUUGCUUUUUUGAACACAAGUCGUCUAAAGCUAUCCAGAGUCACUUGGGCUGACGAGAUACUUGUGAGACUCAUUAUUUCCACUGUUAUUCAAGCAGAAGGAUGUCCAAACGACACUCAUCUAUCAGACAGUGCCCAUACCAUUCUGCUUGAUUACGCAAAAACGUGCCUCAAGACAUGGUCUGAUCCUGUAUUUAUCAAACAUGGAACUUCUCGUGAACGACAUUAUUUGACCAUUUUCAUCUUGGUGCUAUUAGCGUAUUUACCUACAGAGGAUAUUGAGACGCACAUUAUGCUUGAAACGCGUUUUAUGUCUAGUGUACAUCAGUAUUUCGAUAGUGGGGACAAACGAACAGCAGCUUAUGGAGCACUCAUGGCUGAAUCUAUAUCCUCUCGAGUGGAUAAGGAAAAGAAACUGAAUACAGGUCUGCUAGAGUCCAUGGAUGACUUUAGCGUACUCAAGGAACUUAUAUAUACAAAAGACGCGUUUGAACAAGUGACGAGUGAAAGCAACACUGUUCCACUGACAGAGAAUGAGAGCGAAGACGAUAAAGACGAAAGCGGGGAAGAUGAAGAAAUGGACCCCGACGCUGAAUUUAUCGUGACAGACGACGAUAUCGAAGAAGAAGAAGACCAGGAGGAGGAGGAGGAUGAUGAUGAUGAUCUCCAACCUUAUUAUAUGGAAGAGGAAUCAGAUGAUGAGGGUGUAAAAGAAGACGGCUUCUCGAAAAAACCUCAAGACAAACGGAAACCAGUAUAUGUGAGAGAUCUGAUUUGUUACUUACGAGAUCAGGAAGACCCGGUGAAACUUGAAAUUGGGUUGAAUGCAGCAGAACAAAUUAUCCGUCAAAAAGCUGGGGCUGGAACCGAACUGAAUGAAUCGUCCAUUGAAUUAGCAAAAUACUUGAUCACUUUUCCAGACGCUUACGAAAUCGACCAUGCAAGACAGUUACAACAGGCGGCCUUGGUGGCUUUGAUGGCAGCGGUGCCUGCCACAGUGACAGGGUUUAUUAUCGAUGAAUUAUACGACAGAAACACAUCUACGGGACAGAAGCAGCUUAUAUUGGGCUCCAUUUCAUUAGCAGUAAGAGAGCUGGCUGGAUGGUCAUUGUCGGGAAACGCGGACGAAACAGAAAAAGGAGUAACAGAAAUUGAAAAGAAGUUGGAAGAUAUAAGUUUAUCCGCAGAAAAUAGCCUCGUUAGACAACAAGUAGGUAAGCCUGUCUUUAUGUCACGAAAGAUGGCGUUAGAAAAGCAGCAGAAGACGGUGCAAAAGAAUCGAUUGGCCGGCUUAGCGGGGCCCGUCUUUUUCUUUCCUCUGUUGGUUGGAUGGUGGGAAGGUGCACAAGGCCGCAUAAAAUAUUGGCUAGGAAAUAACCAAAUAGUAGCUGAAAGGUUUAUUUUAACGCUCAACAUCAUAUUGCAUAGCGCCACAAACACACCGGAUAAAAGAAAGAUUGUCAAAGAAUAUUUUGAGUUUGCCUUAUCCAUGAGAUAUGCGCAUCAACAGUCGGUUGGUGUUAAAAAAGCACUGUUGCUUGGUAUUGAAACAAUUAUCAGUGUAAGCUAUGGUGGACAGGAAAAGCUUCUUUUCUACGAUUAUAGAAAUGAACUCGAACAAGUAAAGGAUUGGCUUGCAGACAUCAUGGAAAGCCACUCGGAAGAACAAUUGCAAGAAAUCACAGUUCGUAUUCUUGUUAGAAUAUCAAAAAUCGCAUUAGCAGAAUUACGAGGUAGUGAGUAG